UUUUUCAGCAAGACAAUGCCAAGCCACGUGUUACAACAGCGUGGCUUCAUAGUAAAAGAGUGCGGGUACUAGACUGGCCUGCCUGUAGUGCAGACCUGUCUCCCAUUGAAAAUGUGUGGCGCAUUAUGAAGCCUAAAAUACCACAAUGGAGACCCCGGACUGUUGAACAACCUAAGCUGUACAUCAAGCAAGAAUGGGAAAGAAUUCUACCUGAAAAGCUUCAAAAAUGUGUCUCCUCAGUUCCCAAACGUUUACUGAGUGUUGUUAAAAGGAAAGGCCAUGUAACACAGUGGUAAAAAUGCCCCUGUGCCAACUUUUAGCAAUUUGUUGCUGCCAUUAAAUUCUAAGUUAAUGAUUAUUUGCAACAAAAAAAACAAGUUUCUCAGUUUGAACAUUAAAUAUAUUGUCUUUGCAGUCUAUUCAAUUGAAUAUAAGUUGAAAUGGAUUUGCAAAUCAUUGUAUUCUGUUUUUAUUUACGAAUUACACAACGUGCCAACUUCACUGGUUUUGAGUUUUGUAGAAAAGAGGAGAAGAAAUUAGAAAAGAGGAGAAGAAAGAAGAAAAGAGAAGAAGAAAGUAGCAAAGAGGAAAACAAAGAAGAAUCACGAAAAGAGAAGAAAAGAGGAAGAGAAGAAAGAAAAAAAGAGGAGAAUAAAGUAGCAGAGAGGAGAAGAAAGAAGAAAACAAUUAAGAAAUGAGAAGAAAGAAGAAAAGAGGAGCAGAAGAAAGAAGAAAAUAAUUGAGAAAAGAGGAAAAGAAAAGAGAAUUGAAAAAGACAAGAAAGAAGAAAAUAAUUAAGAAAAAAGUAGAAAAGAGUAGAAGAAAAUAAUUAAGAAAAGAGAAGAAAGAAUAAAAGAGAAGAGGAGUAAGAAAGAACAAAAAAGAGAAGAGAAGAAAGAAGACGAAAAAGAGAAUAAAUAAUAAGAGAAGAUGAAGAGGAGGAGAAAUAAGAAAAUAAAAAAGAGAAGAAAGAAUAAAAAAAGUAAAGAGAGAAUAAGAGAAGAAAGAAUAAGAGGACAAAAAAGAAUACAAAAAGAAAAGAGACGAAAAUAGGAGGUGAAAGUACAAAAGAGGAGAAGAAAGAAGAAAAUAAUUAAGAAAUGAGAAGAAAAAAGAAAGUAGAAAAGAGGAGAAGAAGAAAAUAAUUAAGAGAAGAUAAGAAAGAACAAAAGAGGAAAGAAAUAAGAGAAGAAAGAAAGAAGAGAAGAGAAGAAAGAAUAAAAGAGGAGAAGAAAGAUGAAAAGAGGAGAAGAAAUAAUACAAUUAUAAACUGAAUGCAGCUGAGAUAGGCUCCAGCACCCCCCGCGACCCCGAAAGGGACAAGCGGUAGAAAAUGGAUGGAUGGAAGAAGGAAAUAGGAAGAGAAGAGAAGAAAGAAUAAAAUAAACAAUAAAAGAGGAAAAGGAAGAAGAAACGAGGAGAAGAAAGAAUAAAAGAAGAGAGAAUGAAAAAAGAAAGAAUAAAAAAAGAAGAGGAAGAAUAAAAGAGAAAAAAAGAAUAAGAGGAGAAAAAAGGAGAAGAAAGAAUUAAAGAGGAAAAGGACAAAGACUAAUAAGUGUUAAAGACAAGUGGGGGGGUCUUGCUUUCUCUCUCAUUGGUUGACCUGAGGGUGCCCCCCCCCCUCUCUCUCUGUCUCUCUCUAUCACUUCUCCUUAUAAGGACAGGCUCCGCCUUCAGUGAUGGCGUCAGACUUAUGGGGUAUUGGCGUUUAGUCCUGGGGGACCGCAGGGCUGAGACUUCUUUCCUUUCUCCUCAUCACUUUAUCUCUCUUCUUGCCCUCCUCUCCCUGGCCCUCCCCCGGCAUGGUCUUGAGGGACAGGAAGAGGAUUAUUGGCGCUUCUUGUCCCUGAGCGUGGUUUGAAGGUGAGAAUAAAACCCGGAUGGUCUCCAGAGAAGAACCCAGGUGGCUUGCUGGGAUGUUUCAGGACCUCCUCCCUCCAGGGGCCCUAGCCGGCCUGAAGGAGGAGCCGGCAGCGGGACGCUCCUGGAUGCACGGCGGCGGCGUGCUGGACGCCAACUCGGCAGCUCACAGCGGGGCGGCGUUAUCGAGAGCUCACUUUGAGAAGCAGCCUCCGUCCAAUCUGAGAAAGUCCAACUUCUUCCACUUUGUGUUGGCGCUGUACGACCGCCAAGGCCAACCUGUGGAAAUUGAACGCACGGCUUAUGUGGACUUUGUGGAAAAGGAGAAGGAACCAACGACAGAAAAAAGCAAUAAUGGAAUUCAUUACAAACUCCAACUUCUUUACAGUAGUGGGGUGAGGACAGAGCAGGACUUGUACAUCCGACUCAUUGAUUCAAUGAGUAAACAGCCGAUCAUCUAUGAAGGUCAAGACAAGAACCCAGAGAUGUGCCGAGUUCUGCUCACUCAUGAGAUCAUGUGCAGUCGCUGCUGUGAUAAAAAAAGCUGUGGAAACCGAAACGAGACACCGUCAGAUCCUGUUGUCAUCGACAGGUUCUUCCUCAAGUUCUUCCUCAAGUGUAACCAGAACUGUUUGAAAAAUGCUGGGAACCCACGAGACAUGAGGAGGUUCCAGGUGGUCGUGUGCACCACCGUCAACGUCGACGGACAUGUUCUUGCCGUCUCCGACAACAUGUUUGUACACAACAACUCCAAACAUGGCCGCCGAGCUCGACGAUUGGACCCAUCUGAAGCAGCAAGUCCUUGCAUCAAAGCCAUCAGUCCCAGUGAGGGAUGGACCACAGGCGGAGCAACACUCAUCCUCAUUGGAGAUCACUUCUUUGAUGGCCUUCAGGUGCUCUUUGGGAGCAUGUUGGUGUGGAGCGAGCUCAUCACCCCCCACGCCAUCCGUGUGCAAACUCCGCCCCGUCACAUCCCAGGUGUGGUGGAGGUGACGCUGUCCUACAAGUCCAAACACUUUUGCAAGGGGACACCUGGACGCUUCAUCUACACAGCACUGAAUGAGCCCACCAUUGACUAUGGCUUCCAGAGGUUACAGAAGGUCAUUCCUCGUCACCCUGGAGACCCAGAGAGGCUGCCUAAGGAAGUGCUCCUGAAGCGAGCCGCUGACAUGGUGGAGGCGUUGUACGGGAUGCCUCAUAGCAACCAGGAGAUCAUCCUGAAGCAAGCGACAGACAUUGCAGAGGCGCUCUACAGCGUUCCUCGGAACCACAACCAGAUCCCGUCGCUUGGAAACUCAGGUUCGCACGGCAUGAUGGGAGUUAACUCCUUCAGUGGCCAGCUGGCAAUCACCGUCUCUGACACAAGUCCAGUCGGGUACAGUCGCAACACCAGCAGUGUGUCACCCAGAGGAUACGCCCCCAGCUCCACCUCCCAGCCCAGUAACUAUGGCAACAACAACAGCUACGGCAACGCUUCCAUGGCAAACCUCGGCGUGACGUCUUCGCCAAACUUCCUCAACGCAUCGUCUGCCAGCUCACCCUACGGCAUUGUUGCGUCCAGUCCCACAAUGGCGGGGUCCAACUGUAGCUCCUCCCACAGCACCUUUCCUUUCUCUACCGCCGUGAAACAGAAGAGCGCCUUUGCUCCCGUGAUCAGACCCGCAACACCCCCUCUCCCUCCUCGGUCCUGCUCCACCAACAGUGGUCUGCAAGCCAUUUCAGGCCUCGUCGUCCCGCCAAUGUAGAAAAUGGCAAGCACAAAGGAGGCGUGUCUCCAGAUGUCUGUGGGCGUGGCUUCAGGCUUCAGCUGACCAAUGAGAGCGGUCUAAACAUUGAGAUGACCACCGCUCAUACUUUCUUGAUAGACGUCCAUAAAACCUUGUCCAAUGAAAGUCCCGCCUCUCACAAUAAAGCUCCGCCUCUUGCACUUCUUGUAAAUGUUUAUGUAACUUAUUUUCUCACAACACUGUUGUCCAAAUCCUUUAUAUCGAUGAACUCCUGUUAUGUUGCGUAAAUAUUCCAUUGUGUGUGUGUGUGUGUGUGUGUGUGUGUGUGUGUGUGCGUGUGCGUGCCCAUUUGUCAAUCAAAGAUGAGGUCCAGUCCACU
Messenger RNA from Entelurus aequoreus (snake pipefish), 3966 nucleotides. RefSeq names its product transcription factor COE3-like. The coding region runs from base 1881 to 3605 and encodes 574 amino acids. NCBI's taxonomy places the organism in Eukaryota, Metazoa, Chordata, Actinopteri, Syngnathiformes, Syngnathidae. Gene Ontology annotation, biological process: regulation of transcription by RNA polymerase II. The transcript has 16 exons. The record is from RefSeq and is a predicted model, not a curated record. Gene Ontology annotation, molecular function: DNA-binding transcription factor activity, RNA polymerase II-specific; RNA polymerase II cis-regulatory region sequence-specific DNA binding.